Molecule: messenger RNA, 2266 nt
Organism: Anopheles merus
Lineage: Eukaryota; Metazoa; Arthropoda; Insecta; Diptera; Culicidae
Gene: Vps52
Product: vacuolar protein sorting-associated protein 52 homolog
Exons: 4
Coding region: 143-2125 (660 amino acids)
Biological process (GO): retrograde transport, endosome to Golgi; endocytic recycling; lysosomal transport
Cellular component (GO): GARP complex
Molecular function (GO): syntaxin binding
Source: RefSeq, a predicted model, not a curated record
GGCAGUUGGAAUGUAUUCAGGAGGGGGAGGGCACAAAUUAUGGCACAGUUUUCAUCCCACAAUCAACAAAAGAUAAAUUCCUAGCAUAUUUGUUUUGUGUUAUCAGCUGGUGGUGGUGUUGCUGCGGAGAUUUAAAAUCACAAUGGCUGAGGCGGUCCUGAUCGGCGAACAGAUCGAGGACGAUGAGGUGCAGGAGAUUCUCAAAACGGGCACGGAUCUGCGCCAGUAUGCGGCCCAGAUCGAGAAGGAGUUCAAGGAGGUGGAGAAUCGGUCUAUCGAUGAUUACAUCAAGGAAAGCCAAAACAUUGCCAACCUGCACAACCAGAUCGGCAACACGUCGAACAUACUGGAGCGGAUGGAGUCGAUGCUGAUGGACAUACAGGAUGCGCUGAACAACAUCAGCACCGAAAUCACGUCGCUGCAGAAAAAGUCCGUCUCGAUGUCGGUGCAGCUCACCAACCGUCAGUCGAUACGGGCGCAAAUCUCGCAGUUCAUCGAGGAUAUGGCCGUGCCGGAGGAGAUGGUCAGCUGCAUCAUGGACAGCCCGGUGACGGAGAAAGAGUUUGUGGCGCAUCUGAACGAGCUAAACCACAAGCUGAACCUGAUGAAGGAGCUUAACUUUAAGGAGAGCAAAUCGUCGCAGGACGUGAGCGACGUGCUGCAGAAGCUGAAGAUUAAAGCGAUGAGCAAGCUGCGCCUCUACCUGAUGGAGCAGAUCUACAAGUUCCGCAAACCGAUGGCCAACUAUCAGAUUCCACAGAAUGCGAUGCUAAAGUACAAGUUUUUCUUCGAGUUUAUUCUGUCGAACGAGCGGACCGUGGCGCAGGAGAUCUGCAACGAGUACGUCGACACGAUGAGCAAGAUUUACUACAGCUACUUUAAGAGCUACUCGACGCGGCUGGGCUCGCUCAAGUUCGAGGAAGCCGUAUCGAAGGACGAUCUGAUGGGGCUGGAUGAUUCCGGGCCGAAGGGUAUCUUUUCCAAGACGAGCUCGCUGAAGAACAAGAGCACGGUGUUUUCGAUCGGCGACCGGGGCGAAGUACUUAAUCAGCAGCUCGAGGCACCGAUCAUUGUGCCGCACGCGCAGCAAAAGUUCCGGUACGCUUACGAAGCCCUGUUCCGGUCGGAGCAGUACGCCCUGGUGGACAAUGCCUGCCGGGAGUAUCUGUUUGUGACGGACUUUUUCAUCGUGCGGGGAGCGCAGGCACAGGAGCUGUUUAAUCAGAUCAUGGGAAAAACGACCGCACUGUUAAUUAAAAAUCUGGAAACCUACGUGCAAGAUUGUUACGAUACGAUAGCACUGUUCCUGUGCAUCCAGCUAUGCUUCCGGUAUCAGCUGAUGUGCCACAAAAGAUGCGUUCCAGCGUUGGAUAAAUAUUGGGACAACUUGCAUGCUGUGAUCUGGCCCCGAUUUGAGCAGGUGUUUCGUAUGAACAUUCAAAGCAUCCAGGACUGUGAUCCGACCAAAUUCCCCAAAGAAACUGGACCACACUAUAUAACGCGCCGGUACGCGGAAUUUUCUGCCGCCAUCGUGGGCAUUACGGAAAACUUCCCGAACGAGCUGGUUAGCCACAUGCUGCUCGAACUGCAGGAAGAGGUAAAGUGUUUUAUGCUGCGUAUGGCGGCCAUUUUCACCACGCGCAAGGAACAGCUGAUCUAUCUAAUUAACAACUACGAUCUGGUGCUCGGUGUGCUGAUGGAACGCACGCGAGACAACUCGAAGGAGGCGGAAGCGUUCCGCGAAUUGCUGAGCACGCGGAGUGCCGAGUAUGUGGAGGAAAUUCUAGCGCCCCAUCUGGGUGGCAUCAUACAGUUCGUGAAGGACUGUGAGCAGAUGCGCGAUAAGGAGCAGACGGAGGAGCUGAAGCGCCAGGAGCGCCGUUCGUUACAGCUGGUGGCAAACUUUAGUGCCAACUGGAAGAAGUCGCUCGAGGAGCUUAACCGUGAGGUUUUUCUAUCAUUCCCAUCGCUGUUGACCGGGUCGCAGCUGCUGCAGCUUGCGCUGUCCCAGCUCGUGCAAUACUAUCACAAGUUCUACAAACUGCUGACACCGAAUGCGCGGGCACAGCUGGUAAACAUUCAUGUGAUAAUGAUCGAGGUGAAGAAGUACAAGAGCAACUUCUAGACGAGAGCAAGCAGGAUUGUGUUUUCGGAAACAUUACCAUAUAGUAGCAUACACAUUAGCUAGAGCGAUGACUUACGUACUUCAUUUUGUUUAUUUAUUAUUGGUUGUAUGGUGGAAUAAAAAAUACAAGGACACACAAAA